CGAUUGUACUCUCUCGAUAUGAUAACAGGGAGGGUGAAUGAAGUUAGUUACAGCUUACAGGAGUAAAGAGAGGUUUUACCAUAAGCCUGUAGAUAUCCAUACGUAUACUGUAUACAAGCUUUUUAAGAAGCACAACACUAGCUUCUGGUUUCUCCUUGUAUAGAUUGACUCAGAACCAAGUAGCCAACGUUUUCAGUCACAAAGUUUCAGCAAUAGCUUCUGGUUAUUUGCAAGGUUUCAUAGUGGGGUCCUUAAAUUUUAAGUUCUAACGAUAUCAUCAAUGUUUUAGAGUUGAGAAUUGAAGUCGAUUGAUGUGUUGUUCCAUACAAACAUUUAUGGAUACAUAAGUGUAGAGACGUCCUUUAAAGUUAAAGGUAGUUGGAACUUUGUAAAUUGUUAUUCAGAACAAACAAAAAAACAAAAAGAAGGGCAGACUCACUUAUCUGAAGGAUGGAGAUGAGAGAGACUCUUUUGUCCGCCUGCACAUGGUAUACUCAGAAACUAGUUUGAGAUUGAAUAGUGUGCAUAUGAAAUAGGUUUAGGCAUUUUAUCCAAUACUCGAACUUGUACAUCUAUUAAUCUAUUAAUCAUCUAACCUAUUAAAAAUAAGAAAGAUUAUAAAUUAGUGGUAAAUCUGAGCAAUGAAGAUUUUUUUUAAAAAAAAUUCUAAAUAUCCAAAAAAUACUUUUUUUAUUUAAAACCGAAGAAUCUAAAAUUUUGUAAAAAUCACAAAAUUCAAAAAACUCAAAUUUCUGAAUUAAUAUUUUAAAAUUAAUUAAAUAAAUAAACAAAAUAAUUUGAUAAAGUAUCUAAAAUAACUAAAUCCAAAAUAUUACUAAUCAAAUCAGAAACAAGUUCAGAUCCAAAAUGAAUCUCUAUCCGGUUUUGAAGUAUUUACUAAUCAAAUCCAAUCCAAAUAUAAAUAAAAUUCAAAUAAAAGCUUGAUUGAACCCUAAAAUCUAAACCGAGAUUUUUGAUCUAAAAUACCAAUCGGUAAAUCUUUGUUUUUGUUUGUUCUCUUUAUGGAGAGUUUUUAUUUAUGGAGAUUCCUGCCUCACGUAGAUCUAAUGAUGUGGACCCUCGAAUCAGGACCGUUUCAAACUCUAAAGAAACCCUAUUCAAAAAAAAAAAAGUCCUUUUUACUAACCUAAAAUAGUUUAUGUUUUUUUCUGGCAAAUAUUGUUAUAAUAUAUAAUAAAUACACCAAUCUAAUUUGUGUGGAAGUAACAUCUUUUGGUUUUAUAAUUAAAAACUUAUGAAAAGCACCGGUUUGUGACUAUGAAUUUUUCAGUUUGUUUUUCUUUUGAUUUUUUUUGUAUCCACAAUCAUGAGUUAUAAUCUAUAAGAAAACUAAUAAACAAUAGAACAUGGGUAGUGGUUAGACCAAAAACCGUAGACUCUUGAUUUGAUUAAACAAGAAGUUGGAGACUCCUCAUUUUUCUUCUCGGUAGAAGCUUAGACUAGUCAUUCUUCUUUGUGUUUACUAUUUUUUGUAAAAGUUACUGAAAAUUAUAUAUUUCUUUCUUUAUUUAUAAUCAUUAAUUAAUAAUAGUUUCCUAAAUAUAAUCAAAUUAGAAUAUUAACUUUCUAAAUUUACAUUGAAUAUUAAAUCAAACACCAACAUCUAUUUUUUACUUUCCAAAUUAUAUUAAUUGAUAUAAAUGUUAAUUUUUUUUUCGGACUUAAUGCAUUUUUGUUGGUUAUGUAAACAAAAUCAAAUUUGUAGUUUACAUUUAUUAGUUAAUAAAUACGAAAAUUAAAUUUAAAUAUAGCUAUCUGAUUUUUGAUAAAUAUAUGAUUUUAAAUUUAUAACUAUUACUAAAAUAAAAAAAAUUAUAAAUCCUCUAAAAUUUUGGAUCCUAUUCAAUUCCUCUAUUUGCACGUGCUAAAAGAUCGUCCUGCAAGUGAUUGGUUUUUGUUUGUGGACAAGGAGCGUCAAAGUCUCCAUGACGUGUAGGAUGUUGGAAGUAAAACCUUACGUACUUGUACUUCCAAGAAGAAAUCACUCUGACAAGAAUUACUAAUUACUUUCCUAAUCAACAAAAUUAGGCCGACAAAAAAUUAAAAAAGUCAACAAGAUUAGCUUAAGAACGAGAUUAGAGAUGCAACUAGACAAAACUUGCCGUUGGUUAUUUUCUCCUUUAGUAAAGAAAUGGCGACAACAGCAGCGACUCCUCUUCUAGAAGAACACGUGAUGGACGCCGUUGACCACGACGGGCUUGUCGCCGACAGAUCAAACACCGGUAGAUGGACUGCCGCAUGGUUCAUAAUCGGAGUUGAGGUUGCGGAGAGGUUCGCUUAUUAUGGGAUCGCGUCAAACCUUAUCAGCUACUUGACUGGACCACUUGGUCAAUCUACGGCGGUCGCUGCAGCUAACGUCAACGCGUGGUCGGGAAUCUCUGCUCUUCUUCCUGUUCUGGGAGCUUUUGUCGCCGACGCUUUUCUUGGUCGGUACCGAACCAUUAUCAUCGCGUCUCUUAUUUACGUACUGGGGAUGGCACUUUUGACUUUAUCUGCACUUCUCGUUCCUAUCACUAGUGAGAAUGAGAAAGUGGCCUCUUCUUCUUUGCUCAAUGUACUCUUCUUCUUCUCUCUGUAUCUGGUGGCCAUUGGACAAAGUGGGCACAAGCCUUGCGUUCAGGCCUUUGGAGCAGAUCAGUUCGAUGAGAAAGACCCGCGAGAGCAACGUGACAGAAGCUCCUUCUUUAACUGGUGGUACCUUAGUCUGUCUGCAGGGAUCUGCUUGGCCAUUGUAGUUGUUGUCUACAUUCAGGAAGCUGUCGGCUGGGCACUCGGGUUUGGUAUACCUUGUGUGUUCAUGGUGAUCUCUCUUUUUCUGUUCGUGGUAGGGAGAAGGAGUUACAGGUACAGUAAAAGAAGACAUGAAAAGGAAACCAACCCUUUUACCAGGAUAGGUAGAGUCUUCUUUCGAGCAUUCAAGAAUCGAAGAUUGAGUCAAGUUCAGACUGAGCUGGAGGCAAACCCACCUCAAGGAUCUCCAGAGAAGCUGAGGUGUCUAAGCAAAGCCUUGCUUGCCCCACAUGCAUCUACUGAAGAGGACAAUGUGUGUAGUGUUAGUGAUGUGGAAGAUGCCACAGCUCUUGUCAUGCUCAUCCCAGUAUGGGUUACAACUCUCGGCUACGCUCUCCCCUACGCUCAAUACAUGACUUUCUUCACAAAGCAAGGUGCAACACUAGAAAGAACAAUCUUCCCUGGUGUGAAGAUCCCCUCUGCUUCUCUUCAGGUCCUUAUCGGCAUAGCAAUAGUCCUCUUUGUCCCCAUCUAUGACCGUGUUUUGGUCCCAGUCGCCAGGUCUAUAACCAAAGAUCCUUGUGGCAUCACAACGCUCAAAAGAAUUGGAGCCGGAAUGGUACUUGCAACUCUCACUAUGGUGGUUGCAGCACUGGUUGAGUCAAAGCGGAUUCAGACAGCAAAAGAAUACGGGCUUAUAGACCAACCGGGAACAACGGUUCCAAUGUCUAUAUGGUGGUUAGUCCCUCAGUACUUGAUGCUGGGAUUGGCUGACGUACUUACAUUAGUGGGAAUGCAAGAGUUUUUCUACAGCCAAGUCCCACCAGAGCUGAGAAGCAUCGGUCUAGCGCUUUACUUAAGUGCAUUGGGUGUGGGAAGCUUAUUGAGUAGCUUGCUUGUGUCUGUGAUUGAUUUGGUCACUGGAGGAGAUGCUGGAAACAGCUGGUUUAAUAGUAACUUGAACAGAGCACAUCUCGAUUACUUCUAUUGGCUACUUGCUGUUAUUAGCGCCUUGGGGUUCUCUGUGUUCUUGUUUGUUUCUAAGUCAUAUGUCUAUCGUCGGGUGGAUGGAGUCUAGUCUUACAGAUUUUCUUGGCAGAAGAUGACGAUUUGAUAUGAGAUUCAUAUUGUUUGUUCACAAUCUUAUGUUGUUAAAUUAGGUCUUGCUUGUUUCAAACACACAAAGAUAUAAGAUAUUUUUCAUUGUUUCCAUAA
Molecule: messenger RNA, 3966 nt
Organism: Brassica rapa (field mustard)
Lineage: Eukaryota; Viridiplantae; Streptophyta; Magnoliopsida; Brassicales; Brassicaceae
Product: protein NRT1/ PTR FAMILY 5.14
Biological process (GO): dipeptide transport; transmembrane transport
Cellular component (GO): membrane
Molecular function (GO): dipeptide transmembrane transporter activity; tripeptide transmembrane transporter activity
Source: RefSeq, a predicted model, not a curated record